UAUACUUCCAGAUAGAAAUGAAGGAGAAUGGGCGAGGACGGUGGAAAAUAUUGGCCAAGGCUUUGCUUGAUAAACAAAUAAAUCCGACAGACGGCGUCACCCAAUCUAAACGCCGGUUUAGUUCAUAUAAUAUAUUCAAAAGUGAAAAGCUUGAAGAAAAUGAAUCAGGAACCUGGUUUGCCAUUCAGAUCUGUAAUUUCCUUCGUGCACAGGUUGAGCAGUACACUGUACAAAUACAUAUCAUGAAACCAAAGAUGUCUCUUAACAAUCUCACAGGGUUUAACAAUACUGGAAAUAUUUGUAUAUGGCCGAGUGAAGAAUGUUUAGCCCUAUAUUGCAUUAAAAAUAAGGAUCUGUUUCGUGAUAAUUCUGUGAUGGAGAUUGGUGGAGGUCAAACCUGUCUAGCAGGUCUAGUCGUUGCCAAGGUUUGCAAUCCUGCCUCCGUAACACUGACUGACGGAAAUCAAGACUCUGUGGAUAAUCUGGCUAAAAUUGUGGCAAAAAACUCAGAUCUGGAGAUUUCAACGCUAAAAUACAGAUGGACCGAUGUACAAGUUAUAAGUUUAUCAGCUCAAUAUGAUAUUAUUCUCUGUGCGGACUGCCUUUUCUUCGACGAAGGACGACCUGCUCUAGUAUCUGAGCUUUAUCGUCUCCUGAAGCCUGGAGGACUCGCUCUUGUCAUGGCUCCUCUCCGUUCUCAAACCUUUCAUGUUUUCAGGAAAAUGGCUGAAGACCGAUUCAAUGUUGAACAUCUUCAAGAUUUUGAUGCUGAAGUUCGAGAACAACAUCUGGAUCUUGUUGAUCAAGAUUUCUAUCAGACAGAUAUUCAUUAUCCUAAUCUACUUAUUCUUAGGAAACCAUUAUCCUAAUCUACUUAUUAUUAGGAAAACAUUAUCCUAAUUUUCUUAUUUUUUGGAAACUAUUAUCCUCAUCUACAUAUUCUUAGGAAACCAUUAUACUAAUCUACUUAUUCUUAGGAAACCAUUAUCCUAAUUUUCUCAUUUUUAGGAAACUAUUAUCCUCAUCUACAUAUUCUUAGGAAACCAUUAUUCUAAUCUACUUAUUCUUUCAGGAAACCAUUAUCCUAAUCCCCUAUUUUUAUGAAAUCAUUUUCCUAAUAUACUUUUUCAAAUUUACUAAAAUAAAUAAAACAUUGUCCUAACUUCCUUAGUACGUACAAUGAUAAAACACUACCUCAUUAUUUGUAUACUUCUGAUUAUUAAUAAACUAUUUUUUACUAUCGCCAAAGAACUUCUACCAAAUUCAGACAACAUCCUGCCAGAAAAAAAAGACAUCUAAAAUUUACAUUAUUCCAAAAAGUUAGUUCUAUCAAUGGUAAACUUAUAAAAUGCGAUUAAAUUAAUUAACUAUACUUACUUGGUUACUUGUAAUGUGAUUCCAAGGACUCCAAGUAGGAGUAUUGUAGGAAUGUCUGUUCCAGUCCCCCAGAGUAUUGUUCAGAUCGUCCUG
Molecule: messenger RNA, 1470 nt
Organism: Eurytemora carolleeae
Lineage: Eukaryota; Metazoa; Arthropoda; Copepoda; Calanoida; Temoridae
Product: calmodulin-lysine N-methyltransferase
Exons: 9
Coding region: 18-869 (283 amino acids)
Cellular component (GO): cytoplasm
Molecular function (GO): calmodulin-lysine N-methyltransferase activity
Source: RefSeq, a predicted model, not a curated record